Molecule: messenger RNA, 1011 nt
Organism: Lathyrus oleraceus (garden pea)
Lineage: Eukaryota; Viridiplantae; Streptophyta; Magnoliopsida; Fabales; Fabaceae
Exons: 2
Coding region: 1-1011 (336 amino acids)
Source: RefSeq, a predicted model, not a curated record
AUGCAUUCUCUGUUUUUCCACAACGCAAACUCUGUCAACUUAACUUCUUCACUUCUUUUCCCAAAUAAUCACAAACUCUGCUCAAAACCCCAUUUCCAAUCCUCCAUCAAAAUCAAUACACCAAUCCCUAAACACGUCCCUAACAAAAAGGUUAUAAUCCUCUGGGACCUCGACAACAAACCUCCACGUGGACCUCCAUACGACGCCGCACUCUCUCUCAAAACCCUCGUCGAACGCUUCGGCGACGUCGUUUCAAUCUCCGCUUACACAAAACGACACUCCUUCUUCAAUCUCCCUCAAUGGAAUACCAACCAAAACCCUAACCCUAAUUCGAUUCCCUGUCGUGUCUGCGGUCACGAAUGUAAAUCAAUUUUCGAUCUCAAAAUUCAUUUCAAGAGAGUUCAUCUGUACCAGCGUAAGAAGUUAAGGGAAAAAUUGAAAUCCAUUAAGUUGAGCCGGUCGAAGGUCUGGUUCGUUCGGAGAAUCCAUACUUAUAAUGAAGCUGCGGGGAAUGUUGUUGCACCUAGGGUUGGAUUUGGUUUGGGUUCGGAGUUACAGCGCACAGGGGUUUUCGUUAAAGUUGUGAAGGUCGGUGAGAAGGGGAAUGCGGCGGAUUUGUGGUUGGAGAGGGAGAUGAUGAGUGGAGAGGUUGGUUGGUUGGUUAUGGUUUCGGAUGAUCGGGAAUUUGCAGAGAUGUUGAGGAAGGUUAGGGAGGUCAAUUUGAAGACUGUUGUUGUUGGAGAUUAUUGGGAUAGGAAUUUGGGGAAGAAUGCUGAUUUGUGGCUUCCUUGGAAUGUUGUUGAGAAUGGAAAGCUUGAGGGAAUGGGUUUAAUGGGAAGAACAGAGGGUUCAGAUGAUGAAGUGGAAGGAGAUCAGGAUUUGGACUAUGGUGAAUAUGUAACAGAGGAAGAACUAUAUGAAAGGAUGGAAAAAGAUGUUAUGAACUUUAGUAUUGUUUCAAUGAUGAUGUUCAAUGUUUUACAGUUUAAUUUAAGAGAUACUAUUGGAUAA